Molecule: messenger RNA, 3781 nt
Organism: Urocitellus parryii (Arctic ground squirrel)
Lineage: Eukaryota; Metazoa; Chordata; Mammalia; Rodentia; Sciuridae
Gene: Rbbp5
Product: RB binding protein 5, histone lysine methyltransferase complex subunit
Cellular component (GO): Set1C/COMPASS complex
Molecular function (GO): protein binding
Source: RefSeq, a predicted model, not a curated record
CUCCAGAGCUUGCGCCUGGCUAUUUGCGCCGCCCGGCACUUAGACGCGGGUCUUAGAAGCGGGCUGGGGAGACGGAGUUGUUGCCGGAGCUGAGACCGGGCGGCCAGAGUCCGCAGGGAUGAACCUCGAGUUGCUGGAGUCCUUUGGGCAGAACUAUCCGGAGGAAGCUGAUGGAACUUUGGAUUGCAUCAGCAUGGCCCUGACUUGCACCUUUAAUAGGUGGGGUACAUUGCUUGCAGUUGGCUGUAAUGAUGGCCGAAUUGUCAUCUGGGAUUUCUUGACAAGAGGCAUUGCUAAAAUAAUUAGUGCACACAUUCAUCCGGUCUGUUCUUUAUGCUGGAGUCGAGAUGGCCAUAAGCUCGUGAGUGCUUCCACUGAUAACAUAGUGUCACAAUGGGAUGUUCUUUCAGGAGACUGUGACCAGAGGUUUCGAUUUCCUUCACCCAUCUUAAAAGUCCAAUAUCAUCCAAGAGAUCAGAACAAGGUUCUCGUGUGUCCCAUGAAAUCUGCUCCUGUCAUGUUGACCCUUUCAGAUUCCAAACAUGUUGUUCUGCCGGUAGACGAUGACUCUGAUUUGAACGUGGUGGCAUCUUUUGAUAGGCGAGGGGAAUAUAUCUAUACAGGAAAUGCAAAAGGCAAGAUUUUGGUCCUAAAAACAGAUUCUCAGGAUCUUGUUGCUUCCUUCAGAGUAACAACUGGAACAAGCAAUACCACAGCCAUUAAGUCAAUUGAGUUUGCCCGGAAGGGGAGUUGCUUUUUAAUUAACACAGCAGAUCGAAUAAUCAGAGUUUAUGAUGGCAGAGAAAUCUUAACCUGUGGAAGAGAUGGAGAGCCUGAACCCAUGCAAAAAUUGCAGGACCUGGUGAAUAGGACCCCAUGGAAGAAAUGUUGCUUCUCUGGGGAUGGGGAGUACAUAGUGGCAGGCUCAGCUCGGCAGCAUGCCCUGUACAUCUGGGAGAAGAGCAUUGGCAACCUGGUGAAGAUUCUCCAUGGGACGAGAGGAGAACUCCUCCUGGAUGUAGCUUGGCAUCCUGUUCGACCCAUCAUAGCAUCCAUUUCUAGUGGUGUGGUAUCUAUCUGGGCACAAAAUCAAGUAGAAAAUUGGAGUGCAUUCGCACCAGAUUUCAAAGAGUUGGAUGAAAAUGUAGAAUAUGAGGAAAGGGAAUCAGAAUUUGAUAUUGAAGAUGAAGAUAAGAGUGAGCCUGAGCAGACAGGAGCUGAUGCUGCAGAAGAUGAGGAGGUGGAUGUCACCAGUGUGGACCCCAUUGCUGCCUUCUGUAGCAGUGAUGAAGAACUGGAAGAUUCAAAGGCUCUGUUGUAUUUACCCAUUGCCCCUGAGGUAGAAGACCCAGAAGAAAAUCCUUAUGGCCCUCCACCAGAUGCUGUCCAAACUUCCUUGAUGGAUGAAGGGGCUGGUUCAGAGAAGAAGAGGCAAUCUUCAACAGAUGGGUCCCAGCCACCUAAGAAGAAACCCAAAACAACCAAUAUUGAACUUCAAGGAGUACCAAAUGACGAAGUCCAUCCACUACUGGGUGUGAAGGGGGAUGGCAAAUCCAAGAAGAAGCAAGCAGGCCGGCCUAAAGGAUCAAAAGCAGGAGGAGCAAUCUCAGAACUAUUAUGAAGACCUUGAAGUUCUUCGUUCUUCCUCACUUGCCAUCAGGUGGCCUCUGGACAGUGUGGUCAGUUAUUUGAGAUUGACUUUAACUUAAAACAAAGGCCUCUGCCUCCCACCCAGGAGGUGGAAGGAGUGAAUUUUAUGUUUGAAUGAAGAAGUGAAUUAUGGAAGAAGAGUAUAUGUCCCUUACCUUCCCUUUCAAGCGUAAGUCCAAAUAGGCUCUCAGGAAUGAGGAUUUGUGAAGGCAUCCAGUAGGAGAUUUGACUCACAUAAACUUCAACGCUUGGUUGUGUUGCUGGAGAAAAGAUACCUAUGUUUUGUUCAUCUAGCUAUUGUACCCAGAAUCAUUUUGACAUAUCAUUUCCUGUCUCCUGAUUGCCUUCCGUCCUCAAUGCAUGUCCUCGAGUGACUUGUUCUUAUCUGAAAUUUUGUUUCCAAUAUCCUAGGAAAACUUCUGUUGCAUAUUCUCUUUCAUUUUUAAAUGUACCCUAUCUCAGAUAACUCCUGUAUUUCCAUUUAGUGUACAAAGGUUGGGCAGAAAAGAACGUGCUUGAAAGAUUUCAAAUUUACAGGAAAAGAAGAAAGAUAAGAAGGCCCCCUCUUCCUGUCAUACAUUUUGCUCAAGAAGCUGGGCAGUAGGAGAUUCAGGGUUUUUCCUUGCAUUGCAUGUUUCUCCAGUAUUGGUUCAGUCUCAUUAAUCAUGGAUUUUGAAGAUAACUAGUUUUAUCCAUCUCCAGCCAAGAAUCAUCAACAGUUUAUAUUACCUUAUCUGUGCUGGCUUCCAGAGUUGGAAACAAAACAAGGUGUUUCUCAACAAGCUUCUUUUUUUAUUGGGGUGGGGAACCUGUGCAAGGACUAAAGUACAGAUUCCAAAAUCAAAGCAGCAAAACAGUUCAAAUCAAAGAUCAAGGUAAAUUUUUUUUUUUUAUUAUUGCCUAUGGAAACCUGUCCCCAUCAGCCAGUGCAUCUUUCCCCUCUUGCAUCCAUGCAUUCGUGCUCCUUUUUCUUGCUGUGUUUCCCAGUCACUUCCUUUCUGUGAAAGGUUGCUUAGCUUUUUUUUUUUUUUCUUUCUUUCUUUUUUUUUUUUUUUUUUGCUAUUGUUUAAAUAAAAAGUAGCAGAUUGGAUGGAUGUGUACAUUAGGUGUUUGAAAUUUUCUGAAACUCCAGAGUGAGGAAACCAGGUGUGGAAGGGGCUUAGUAGCCUGUCUGAGUAGAGCUUUUAGCUGACCCAAAGUGCUUACCCUGGAUCAUCAUUUUCUCAGUAUUUUCAAAGGAGAAUUUAAAUACAGCGAUUAUUGGGAAGUCUUUAUCAGUUGGUGGAUGCUCCUUUAGGUAGCCAAACACAUUGAUUAUUUUUUAGAUUGUAGGAUAGAAAUCAAAGUAGAACACAUCAGUAAGGGCCUCUUUUUCCCAUCCCAUCUUUCAGAAUAUAUAUAUUUUUUAUUUUUCCCAGAAGUCAGAACUCUUCCUGAAUUUUUUAGUUGCCACUGCUACUUCUUCAAGUGCUCAUUUUGUGAAUUUCACAUGAAUUGGACAGUGGUUAAGAUUGGCAGAUGGCUCACUGGACAUGUUUCUGUUUUGCAGACAUUAUAUUCAUUCCUGUUCUCUGUGCUGCACACUAUAGUGUGGAGACUGAUACAGAGGGUUUCUGCCUUACUCCCAUGAUGAAGGAGUUUGGUUUCCUCACCUGGGCAUUUGGUGUUUAUACUCUGUCCAACUCCUCAACUGGCUACUGAGAAAAUCACGUCCUGUCAGAUUAUCUCUGGCAGCAGCUCCUGAUAAUUAUUUAUGUUUUGGGGAUUUUUUUUUUCAGCCCCUAAAACUGUCUGUCCAUUUCAGUUUGAUUUGUGUAAUAUAUGUAUAUUCUCUUCUUCCCUUUGUCAUCUUCUCCCUGCCCACCAUUUUGUUUUUCAAAUAUUCUGUAGUUUUGUACAAGAUAAAAACGUAGCCUUGGGUACUUCUUGCUGAAGCUUUAAUGCUUUGUAAAUAAAAUCGGAUGUUUAUUAAAGAACAGGUGCAGAUGUUCGUUUGUAAACACUGAUCACUUCUGGAGCUCACCAGCCACUUUCAUAUACUGGGGAAUGUGACUUCCUGUGAUGGUGUUAGAGCCCUGUAUGGAACUAGAGAGCUGGAGAGCGUGGUGGGGUGGGGGCACAGUGUCUAAAU